AUCGCGUGAAGUACAGAUGUAAAAGUUUAUUUUUCAUUAAUUUAUUUUUCAGACAAAUUGCUGUUUGCUGAUAUUACCCGGACAUGUUUCGAAGACGAAUGAAAAUAAAAAGCAGUAAAACAAGGAACCUGUGACAAGGAACAAUAAUAGUGUCUUUACAAUGUCUUUACAAUGUCCUCGGUAAUCCUCGUCGCGACGGAAGCCUCAACCUCAUCAGUUUCACAGUCGCUGUCACCCCUCCAAUCGUUUUCUAUUUCAUCGACGUUAUCCUCCAUAUGGACAGAUAGUGAAAAUGCGGCCCUACCCAUAGAGGGUGAUGAAUGAUGAUAUAAUCACAUUGUGUACUGUGGGUAAACCAGGCAGUGGAAAACGUUCACAUCGCCACCAUGAUCAUUACCACCACCAUCACAUUCAGCGACAGCAGCAUCAGUAGCACCAGUGAAGGCGAUCAUAACCAUUCCAAGAAACGUUUCAAAAACCCAAAGCCUGACUACUCCAGUGGAGACAAAAUAUCCUCAUUGUCAGAUGGUGAUCGGUAUGAAGUUAAUUUGGUCCUUAGAGCUGCGGGAAGAAUGAAGUUCAUAACCACAGAGUACCUCUUGCAUCGAAGCAUAUCCAGUUUCGCAGAUCAACUCCAGACAAACUUCACCUCUGAUCUAAGACAAAUCUUGCACAUUGUGUUCCUUAUGGACAUAUCCCCCUCGUGGGUACACUAUCGAGUUGGUUCCCUCAUAAAAUCCACCCCCAAUUCCAGUUCGAAACAAUACCGGACGCACUCGCAACUGUGGAGGAGGCUUCAGCGGAAUAUGCUCUUCAACUUCAACACCCUUUUCCGAAUUUGGCCUGACCAAAUCUGUUGGUGUGUUUCGCGAUUGUUUUGUCCAUCAACUGAGAGAUUAGAAAGAAAAUAACAAAAAAGCACAUGGAAAGAAUAGCCACUCAACAGAUAGCAACUCCAAAAUAUAUAGAAAACUACAUUUAAUUUAAAGUGCAAGUGCAAUGUAUAUAAAUUUAAUAAAAUAGGUACAUUAUUUUUUUGAUUUUAAAAAUAUAAAUUUAAAUAAAAAAAAAGAACUGAACAAAAUGCAUUAACAAAAAAUAAAAUGAAAUAGGUAUAUAAAGUAAAUUGUUUUGACGCUUAUUUAUGCGUUUUAUACAAAAAUGAAAAGAAAAGUUGGGAAGUGAUUAUUUACAUUCACUAAAGAAACAGGUGGCGUUGAGAAAAGAAACGAUCUAAGAUGUUUUGGUCAUUUAUCAAUUUUAAGAUAAGAA
Episyrphus balteatus (marmalade hoverfly) is the source of this 1272-nucleotide messenger RNA. Its product is annotated as lateral signaling target protein 2 homolog. The transcript is spliced from 2 exons. The record is from RefSeq and is a predicted model, not a curated record. NCBI's taxonomy places the organism in Eukaryota, Metazoa, Arthropoda, Insecta, Diptera, Syrphidae. Bases 387 to 911 code for a protein of 174 amino acids.